Messenger RNA from Schistosoma rodhaini, 2636 nucleotides. NCBI's taxonomy places the organism in Eukaryota, Metazoa, Platyhelminthes, Trematoda, Strigeidida, Schistosomatidae. The record is from the annotation of a GenBank genome assembly.
AGACAUUUGCCUUCUCAAGGUUACCCAUCAAAGCCGUAUAUUUGGCACCGGCAUAUAAUGGUGGUGAGUUCUCUGUCAGAAGAUUCGGACAUCACUUUACGAUAUCUUCCUGGACUUUAUGAACUGAUCUGACUUGUUUUACACUGUGCUUGCCACAGAUAAAAAUGACUGAGGGACUAUCAAUAUGCAUAUCGUGAGCCUGGAAUUUAUUGCAUAGUACAUAUUGGUUUGGCUCUGUUUACUCUCAUUCAUGCCACUUUAACUGUAUGUAAAACAUUUAUCACAAGGACGUGGAGGUUUUAAUUCAUUUCCGUCCUCAAUAUGCAACUAGACGGAAUGGACUCACUUAUUAGUAGCUACGUUGACUCACUUCAGAUCCUUCCCUCAGAAAUGCAGUCCAGAAUAACCGCAUACCUUCAGUCAGAUCUUCAACAACGCCACUUACUGACACUAGCUAGGCGCACUGUGGAUGAGAUGCAAAAGUCUGUGGAGCAUAGUACCAAAAGAAAGCAUUUAGAUCAACUCAUGUAUGUUUUAGUUGCGGUCCAAAACAUAUGCGACCGCCGAAUCAAUGAUCUAGAUGAAUUAGAUGAAGUAAUCGAAUCCCAUUCUUUAAAGCUGAUGAAUGCUAAAAUGAAAGUUGAUACAAUUGAUCCCCAACGUACUCAUUCAAAUGCGGAAAAUGUCCCUGAAAGUGAAGUCGACACCAGUGAUCUAGAACUGUCUAAUCCUCAAUACGAUUGUAAUGUACUACGGCGCAACUUGUCUCAGGAAUCAAGUUUCGACAAGUGCACUAGCUACUCUAUACCAAACACACGAUGUAGUGAUAUAAGCAUUCGAGGUAAAGAACGCUUUCCAUUACGUGCUGUUAGCACCAAUAGUCGGACUGCGUCACGUCGAUCACUGAACAAAUGGGUUUCAGGCGUUCAUCGCCUCAAACCUGCUAAUUCAAUCGGUAAUACAAAUGCCAACAACUCUCUAAAGUCCAAAGGUGAUGCUAACAAUAAAUCUACAAGUAGGACUUCAGUGGAUCUCAAACAACAUAAAGUAAGUGUAACAUAUACCCGUUACUCUCGAAGUCAACAACAGCGAUUCAAAAGUCAUCGUGUAUUGCCAAGAUCACUUCACCCGAAUCGUGCAAGACCUCAGUACCUAGAGUACGCUAUGCUGAGACAUGGGUCUCGGAGGAGAAGAAAUACGGUGUCGAAAUAUACUAAUCUCGACUCUUCUCGAAAUAGUGAGGAAACAGAUCUCGUCGGUAAUGUGAAACGACGACAUGAACAAAGCCAUUCUGGUUUUUACAAAAACGAAAAUUGUUUUGGUUCAUCUAAUAAAUCAAUAAGUGAUUUAAACAAUGAAGAUAAAAUAGAAGAGAGAGAUGCUUAUACCCUACUUAGUUUAAAAAGCCCAAAAAGGCUGGGAGAUAGGUCGUCUGAUUGGAAUAGCAGUUACAAUGAAAAUGAAAAUCUGGUUGAUGUAGAUUGUAGUGACAGCAAUGGUCAUACCGCAUAUGAUAUGGGAUGCGAUCAAAACUGUUCUUCGCAGGAAACACAAAUCAUCAGAACACUAACUAAUCAACUAACAAACGCUCAAAGUGGUGAACCAAGUCGUCAAAAGAUGUAUAGGCUCCGAAGAGCUAGUAACAAUGUACAGUCAACACAAUCGUAUCACCGACCCAGUUCAUCUUUUCCAUCUGCAUCACCAGAACAUGGAUCUAAUCGCAGUUCUUUAACAUCUCAGAGUCUUAGUCACAACAACACUAGGCGAGGAUGUCGAAGUAAUAACACCGUACGUCACAAAAUGGAUCCUCCAGUAAACACAAGGUCUCCUCCAGGAAAUCCAUUUAAGUAUGGAUCACAUGCUGAUGAUAUGAAUGCAUUUCGACACAAAGUAAUAUCAGAAAACAGCCCUAGUCAUAGUAUGAGUGAAGCAAGCGUCAGCCCAGAUGAGCGUCUGUACUGUAUAUGCCAAAAAGUAUCAUUUGGUGAUAUGAUAGCUUGCGACAACAAGUUCUGUGAGGUUGAAUGGUUUCACUUCUCAUGUGUAGAUGUUCGGGUUCAACCUAAGGGUAAAUGGUAUUGCCCUUAUUGUCGAGGAGAGUCUUCAAAAAUAAAAAGAUCCGAUAUCUAAUGUCGUUUUUACCCCCUUAGAAUCCAUUAUAAGGAUAACGAUUUUGAAAAAGCCAAGUCAUGGAUGAUAAUGCAUAAUUAUUAUUGUUUAUUCAAGUAAUAUUAUAAAUUGAGUUUCCCCAAACCUUCUACAACUUUCCUGGUUUCCAGUAAUUUUGAACGGGCUUUUUGGUACGCUUCUAAAUGUUGAAUAAAAAUGUAUAUUAAAGUAUAACCUACUUAUUAUCGUUGAAACAUCCAUGUGUGCAAGUGCUAUCCUGUAAAAAAAACAUUGUUUAUCAAUUUUCAAAUGGAGACUACCUACCUUCUUUGCUUCUCAUCCCCCGCUGUUGGACAUUUGCUCAUAGUCCUGUAUAGAUUUGACCUGCAUGUAAAAAGAAACAGUUUUACUUCUCACGACAAAACUGCUUUGUACUCUGCACAAACAUUAUUGUUAAGUGCCAUUUAGUAUAAUUUCUGAAUAGGAAAUAUCUUCAAAUAUAUAGUGCAUCUCUUUUCGUUCUACAA